UUCCUUCAACCUUACAAGCAAGCUGUGCAGGUUGUGCGACGCGGAAAAUUCGCACAUCUCAAGCGGCUGAAAAUUCGAUUUAAGAGCCAACUUCUUUUAGGCAAAGUGAAAAAGUGCACGCGCUCAGUCCCAAAUCGGUAGUUGUGUGCAUAGUAGUGUAAGUGUGUGUGAUGGUGUUUAUUCGUGUGUGUAAUGCGGCGCGCUAACACAAAAAUGGCAAGUAGACAAUAAUGAAAGCUGAAUAUACACUUCCACCGAAUGUGAAUAAAUAUUGCAAUGCAAAAGAAGUAACCGAUUCUAAGAACCAUAGAUUGUCAUACUGGGAAAUCGAAGCGAGCCGCAUCAAUUUCAUAACAGAUAAAUCGAUCAAAGCGCAAACGUCAGUGUCCCUAUACAAAAGCCCUGGGAAACCGAAAGCCUCGUCAUUGUACCAACACGGUGCGGGGGUGUUGGGUGUUGGUGCUGUAACAGCAGAAAUCAUCUGGUGGGGUGCGCAGAGGGAAACAGCAGCAAGCGUCAGCAUCAGCUGUGACGCGUGCAGCAGCAUCAAAAAGCUUUGCGCUGACAAGCAUAAAAUUAAAAGGCACAGCCAAAGUCAACAACUAAAGAAGACGCAGCAGCAUAAUUAUCAUUGGCGUCAUAAUUAUCAUAAUAAAUUACGUUAUUGUGUACGCAGCCAAAGCCUCGCGCUAUUCUUAGACUGCUUGCGCGAGUGUCCACUUAUUAGGCCUGUCGCCAGUAGCGACGUCAAGGACCACGCCCACGAUCAACAGUCGCCGCCGCCCACAGCAGCAGCAUCAGGAGCAGCACGUUUGCAGCUGCCGGCGCCGCUGCUGCGCAAAUACGCAGCAAACAACGUCAACGGUUGCAAUUUCGUAUAUAAAACCAAAAUUUAUGCUUUAUAUCGUCACGUCGAGAGUAGUGGCACGUCGGGUCAAGUGCAACAGCAACAGCAGCUGAAAGUCGGUGAGAUUCAAUUGCGCUUUAAAAUGUUAUUUGCCGCUGCCGCAGCCAGCGCCAAUAAAGCCGUUCGCGUGGGAACUGCAACAGUGCCGCCGCCACUGCCGCUGCCACCGCCGACGUCGCUUCCAGCUGCGCUGCGACAGGAUCAUCAGUUGACCAUCAACAACUGUUCUCAAACGCAGCCGGGUGAGCGCAUUUCAGGUACAGUCAAGUCAGUCGCAUCAGCAGUUGCUGCGCCAGCUAAAGUCGAGCUAAUGGAGGCCAUGAAAAAAUUGGAUGCCGAUCUGGUAGCGCUGUUUGCUACCGCCGCUGAGCCAAAUAUGGAGCAGCUAAAGAAGCAGCAACAUCUUAACAAAGUGGAGCAACUGUGGCCGGAGCAGGAACUGCCGGAACAGGAGCUUACAGCUGGCACUGGACCACAAGAGCAGGCCACACCGGAGCUGUUCAAGCAAGUGAAUGCCUUGCAGCUGCACUUGGAGGCAUUGACGCUCCAGGCGGAGGGCACCAAACGCAUGGAGCUGCUCCAGAGCGAAGUGCGACCGAUUUUCACCGUCGAGUGUCAGCUGUCCGAUGAACUGAUUAGCUCGGUCCCGCGCGGUCCCAUGUUUCACAUUAUGCAAUUCGAAUCGGAGAAAUUCCAAAGUCUGACCCAAUGCACACGCUUCGGUCAGACACAGCAGCGUCAGGUGCAAUUGCCAUCAGGGGACAAUGAUAAGGAAAUGGGCAGCAUUCAUUUCACAAUUUGGUGGCGCGAACCGGGCACCUGUCUCAACGAGAUGCUGGGCAUGGGACGUCUGCCCCUGGUCGAGCUCUACCAGGCAUCACUGCUGGAGCAGUGCAAAUGUAUUGCCAUACAGCGACGCGAUCUCCAUUUAGCUAGUUUAUAUCUCAAGAUCAGUUUGCGAGCCGAUCAGCAUUUGAUGCUGUUCAAGACAUUGGCCAAUGGGGAGACGCCAGUUGAGAGCAACAACAACAGCAACAAGCAUAACAACAACCACAGCGCAGCAGCCGCAGCCAACAACAAUAAUAUCAGUGAGAACAGUGACUCAAAGGGUGUUUCAGCACCGCCGCCAGCCGCUAACAACAAUAACAAAGCUACCCUGGAAAUAGUCAAUUUCAUGGCCGAGACCACCAAAGUGCGUCUGCUGCGUGGCUACAUUUUUGCCGGCGAGACGCGACAAUUGUCAGCAGACGAUGCCAGCGGCUGCAAGGAGCUGGUGCUGCAGCCCUUCUGGCAGUCAGAGCAGCUCAGCGUCCAAAUGAAUCCACAUGGCGCUUUCCAGCUGCAGGAGCAGUUCGCCAUCAUCAAUGAUGAGAAGUUUCUGCAUAGCGUGGAGCGUCAGCAGCUGCUCCUGGAGCUCAGACCGCUGGGUGGGCAGGUGCAUCUGCCACUGCAUCAAUUCUUUAUUGCCUACAGAGAUGCAACCAUUACCAAUCAUCUAUGCAAGGGCAAGCUGCCUGUCAUUUCCAUUGAUGGCUGGACGCCCAUUGUGCACCCCGAGACCCAGGCCCAGUUGGGUGAGCUGAAAGUGCUGCUGGCCAUCGGCAGCGAGUCGCAGAUAGCACAAUUGAAGCAGCUGCGCGGCUUUGAUAUGGAGAACAAUCAGCAGCCGCUGCGACGCACCACAGAUCUGCUGGACAUGCUGCAGAAUGCGUUGGGCACACCAGGUCCAGCGACUUUGCCAAAGACCGUUGCCAGUGCUCCCACUGCGGGCAAAAAUUUUAGCUUCAGUUUGCAGAUUGUGGGCGCCGAUGGGCUGCCCUUGAAUCCGGGCUACGGGAAAACGGGCAAGAAGCAGGCCAAGCGACAGGCGGCGGCCAAGCGUUUUCCGCCCAACGAACCACCCAGCACAUAUGUGACCUUUCAGGCAUUGAGCUGCAAUUCGCAGACCUACAAGUCGCACGAGGGUUUGGUCUAUGCCACGCCCAUUGUGGAGCAUUCGACGUCUCCGCGAUGGCACAGCAAAUUCCAAGUGGAGGUGGACGUCGAUUAUCUAAGCAAUAAACUCUUCAUUCUGAAGGUUUGGAAGAAAACAGCACUAAGCGCAGGCACAAGCACAGAGCCGACACCCCUUGAGGAUGCCAUUAUCGGAUUUGCUGCCUUGAAUCUUAGUCGGAGCAGCAGCGACGGAUUUCCCAGCGGCUGGCACAACAUUGUCGAUUUCAAUGGACGCGUAACGGGCGGCCUGGAGGUCCAUGUCCAGCCGCUGCAGUCUGGUGCCGUCUCUGCUAAUGUGGACAGUGCCAUAGAUCAGUUUGAGCAAUCGCUGGAGCUACGCCAUUUGCAGCUGGGCCAGGCCAUCAAGCGCAAGUUUACGGAAUUGGAGCAAAUCUCGAGUAGAUUGCGUACUCGUCUGGUGGAUGUGACGGGCGAAUCGCUGCAAUCACCGCAGUACGAUGUGGAUGCGGCCCUGGACAAUUGGCAGCCGGACGAACUACAGCAGUGGCACGAGGAUGAUGAGCUGGUGGCUGAUUUUGAGCGCGCAUUGCGCACACCCACGCCACCGCCAGUGGCCACAGAGGAUGCGGCUGACUUGGCAUCGAAAAGCACUCCCACACCCACCGCACAAAAUGAAGCCGACGCUGGCAAGGAAUAGCCCAGGCUGAGGCUCAAUUCAGUGGCACAUCAAUUUAGUCAAAACACUUUUUUCACUUUCUCUCUGGAUGUCUACGAAACAGGCUCAAAAGUAGUUAUAUGAUCUUUAGAUAACCAUCUAUAUAUAUAUAUACAAUUAUAUAAAACAUAGUUAUAUAUA
Messenger RNA from Drosophila montana, 3719 nucleotides. RefSeq lists its product as uncharacterized. Bases 231 to 3560 code for a protein of 1109 amino acids. Gene Ontology annotation, biological process: centriole elongation; cilium assembly. Lineage: Eukaryota; Metazoa; Arthropoda; Insecta; Diptera; Drosophilidae. The transcript is spliced from 5 exons. The record is from RefSeq and is a predicted model, not a curated record. Gene Ontology annotation, cellular component: centriole; centriolar satellite.